AUGCAGGACUCGAGCUACGGUGGCCGGUCUCAGAACUUGAAAGAACAUUUUAGUAACCCGGCUUCCUUAGCUACUGCUGCUACUACUACCAAGUGGCAUAAAUUUACGUCCAAUUUAAUGGUUGUAUUGGAUGCCUUUGAAGCUCAGCCUUUAAGUGAUGAAGAGGGUGAUGCAAAUAAUAUUGAGGAUGAAGCAGCAACGUUCAACAUCAAGUAUCUCACAAGCAGUAAACUAAUGGGUUUGGAGGUAUGGAGUGCUCUAAAAGAUCCGAGCUUCCGCCGCCAUAUUCUCGUUCAAUGCCUAAUUUUGUUUGACUAUCUGAAGGCACCAGGGAAGAAUGACAAAGAUUUGCCAUCUGAAACAAUGAAGGAAGAAAUAAGAUCGUGCGAGGAGCGGGUGAAGAAGCUUCUUGAAACGACUCCACCAAAAGGCAAAGAUUUUCUUCAUAGCAUUGAGCACAUAUUAGAACGUGAAAGGAAUUGGGUGUGGUGGAAACGUGAUGGUUGCCCUCCAUUUGAAAAGCAACCAAUAGAAAAGAAGUCAGUUCAAGAUGGAGCUAGAAAACGACCUUGUGCUAUUUCACCUAGAAAAUUUUCUUUGAAACUUCUCCAGGCACCAGGGAAGAAUGACAAAGAUUUGCCAUCUGAAACAAUGAAGGAAGAAAUAAGAUCGUGCGAGGAGCGGGUGAAGAAGCUUCUUGAAACGACUCCACCAAAAGGCAAAGAUUUUCUUCAUAGCAUUGAGCACAUAUUAGAACGUGAAAGGAAUUGGGUGUGGUGGAAACGUGAUGGUUGCCCUCCAUUUGAAAAGCAACCAAUAGAAAAGAAGUCAGUUCAAGAUGGAGCUAGAAAACGGUAUGCAAGUUAG
Ilex paraguariensis (yerba mate) is the source of this 867-nucleotide messenger RNA. Lineage: Eukaryota; Viridiplantae; Streptophyta; Magnoliopsida; Aquifoliales; Aquifoliaceae. The record is from the annotation of a GenBank genome assembly.